AAUGCGGCAGCCUUGAAAAUUGGUUGCUUGCAUGCACCUGCCUGCCUGCCGUGCCAUGGACUCGCUACCACGGACAAGAGCAGCAAGCUACGGCGAUGGCACUGGCAAGCAGAAGCCACAUGUGCUCGUCGUGCCGUACCCAGCGCAGGGCCACCUGCUACCGCUUCUCGACCUGGUGGUGCUGCUCGCCGGACGGGGGCUCGCGCUCACCGUCGCCGUCACGCCAGGCAACGUACGGCUCCUCGCCGCAUUGCCGCCGUCCGUCGCCACUGUCGUGCUGCCGUUCCCAUCCGGGCCUUUUCUCCCGGCCGGAUGUGGCGAGAACACCAAGGACCUUCCGGCGGACCUCUUCCGGCCGUUCAUGGCGUCGCUGGUGGCCCUCUCGGCGCCGCUCCUCGCCUGGUGCAAGGCCCAGCCCCGUCCCGUCACGUCCAUUGUCUCCGAUCUGUUCAUGGGCUGGACGCGUCCGCUCGCCGACGAGCUCGGCGUGACGCACGUGGCCUUCUCGCCCACAAGCGUCCACUACCUCGCAUUCACUCGCUCCCUCUGGCGCCGCAUGCCGACGGGGCACGACGAAGACGGCGACGAGAGGGUGGUCUCCUUCCCGGAGCUGCCCGGCUCGCCUAACAUCCCAUGGCGCCGCCUGUCGUGGCUGUUCCGGAUGCAUGUGGUCGGCGAUGAGGUCUCCGAGACGAUCCGGCAGAUCCUGCUGUGGAGUCUCGAGAGCUCCUGCUUCGUGGUCAACUCGUUCGCGGCUCUCGAGGGCGGCUGCUUCACGGACGCGCUGGCGGCCAACCGGGUGUUCAUGGUGGGCCCGCUGUCGGAAGCCGCCGAUGUGCGUGGCGGCGAGGAGGAGCCCGCGGAGGUGUGCGCGUGGCUGGACGCGUUCGGCGACGGCUCCGUCGUGUACAUCAGCUUCGGGUCGCAGGAGGCGCUGUCGCCGGCUCAGGCGGCGUGCGUGGCCGAAGCUCUGAGGCUGAGCCCGACCGCCGCGUUCGUCUGGGUGGCGAGGAGCGGCACCGUCGUGCCCGAGGGGUUCGAGGCGGCCACGGCAUCGCGCGGGAGGGUGAUCCGGCGCUGGGCGCCGCAGCUGGACAUCCUGCGCCACCGCGCCGUUGGGUGGACGCUCACACACUGCGGCUCGAACUCGGUGAUGGAGUCGAUCGCCGCUGGCGUGGGGAUGCUCACGUGGCCGAUGGCCGCCGACCAGUUCACAAACGCGUGGCUGCUUGCGGAGACCGGCGUGGCCGUGCCGGUGGCGGAGGGCGCCGACACCGUGCCCGACGUCGGGAAGGUGGCAACCGCCAUCUCCACUGCUGUCGCGUCAAAAGAGGGGGAGUCCACGAGCAGGCGCGUGGUGGAGCUCGGUCGGAAGGCGGCAGCCGCGGUGGCAGUAGGGGGAACGUCGUACAAUGAUUUGGAAGAGUUGGUGUGUGCCCUAAGUGAUGUCCACGUGGCAUCAUCAUGCUCCGUUGAAUAGUUUGUUUUCCAUAAUCUAUGUAUAUAUUUCACACCGACCACAUCCUUCUCGGUUCCAAAUAAUUAAUGUAUCCAUCCACCUUGUUUUUCUUCA
This is a messenger RNA of Aegilops tauschii subsp. strangulata, 1573 nucleotides long. RefSeq names its product UDP-glycosyltransferase 89B2. The record is from RefSeq and is a predicted model, not a curated record. Lineage: Eukaryota; Viridiplantae; Streptophyta; Magnoliopsida; Poales; Poaceae. Gene Ontology annotation, molecular function: UDP-glucosyltransferase activity.